AUGCCAGAACAAAAUUCAUUUCCGUCUGGUACCUCUACUACUGCAAAUGUAUAUCCAUUAGUGAUACAACAAGCUGAAAGAGAAGAUUCUGAAGAAGGUUAUGAUUGUUGCUGUUGUUUAGAUAGUUUUAAAUUUAAACGAACUUUAAAAGCUAUAUUAUAUGGUCAAGUAUUAUCUCUUUGUUUAUGUGGAACUGGUAUUGGAUCACAAUAUUUAAGUGAAUUUAAAGUUAAUACUCCAAUGACACAAUCAUUUUUAAAUUAUUUUUUUCUAUCAUUUAUUUAUGGAUUAAGUCUUAUUUUUAGUGAUGGAACAGAAUCUUUUUUUGAACUUAUAAAAGAUCGAGGAUGGAAAUAUUUAUUAUUAGCAAUUAUAGAUGUAGAAGCAAAUUAUUUAGUUGUUUGGGCAUAUCAAUUUACAAAUUUAACAUCAAUUCAAUUAUUAGAUUGUUCUGUAAUUCCAUUUGUUAUGAUAUUUUCAUAUCUUUUUUUACGUGUACGUUAUCUUACUUUUCAUAUAGUAGGAGUAACUUUUUGUCUUUUGGGUAUAAUUUUUCUUAUUUGGGCAGAUAUAUUGGAAAAUAAGGAUAAUUCUUCACAAGUAUCUAAUAAAUUUUUAGGAGAUUUUUUGUGUAUUGCUUCAUCUGCACUUUAUGCAUUAUCCAAUACAGGGGAAGAAAAGCUUGUAAAAAAUUAUAGUCGAAAAGAAUAUCUUGGAUUAGUUGGUAUUAUAGGGUAUAAUUUAGCUGAAAUUAAUUGGACAUGGAAAGUUGUUGGAAUGUAUUUAUUAUAUUCAAUUUCAAUGUUUAUAUUUUAUUCAAUGGUUUCUAUUGUAUUACAAAAAACAUCCGCAUUAAUGUUUAAUUUAUCUAUUUUAACAGCAGAUUUUUAUUCAUUGAUAGCAGGAAUAUUUCUUUUUAAUUAUCAAUUUCAUAUAUUAUAUUUUGUAUCUUUUGCUGUAGUUAUAUUUGGAAGUAUAAUAUAUUCAAUAAAAGAAACAGAAAUUGCAGAGAUUUAUGUAAUUUACCAUGUCGACGAAAUAAAUCUAUAA
Molecule: messenger RNA, 1050 nt
Organism: Strongyloides ratti
Lineage: Eukaryota; Metazoa; Nematoda; Chromadorea; Rhabditida; Strongyloididae
Product: Solute carrier family 35 member SLC35F1/F2/F6-containing protein
Exons: 3
Coding region: 1-1050 (349 amino acids)
Biological process (GO): transmembrane transport
Cellular component (GO): membrane
Molecular function (GO): transmembrane transporter activity
Source: RefSeq, a predicted model, not a curated record